UCAUCCAGUAGACAGGAUUGAGGUGUACAUAAGACCUCAGAAUCAUAAACGCUGUUCGCAACCUCGAACAAGACUUCCCUCAACAUAGUCCACCUCAUUCCUCUCACCUCGAUCACACGCAAACCAUGGCACCGGUCCACAGAGUCGCCGUAAUACAAAUGUGGCCCAAGCCCAUGGCCAUCGAACGCAACUACAAAACAGCCUGCGACUUCAUCCGCGCCGCCGCCCUUCAAGGCGCCACACUCGCUGUCCUGCCCGAGUACCAUCUCCUAAACUGGCUCCCCAACGAUAGCAAAUUCAAAGCAGCCUGCGCAUCGUGGAAGACCUAUCUCGAUGGCUACGUCUCCCUGGCCAAAGAAUGCAACAUCAACAUUGUCCCCGGCACGAUCGUAGAACUGCACAAUGCCGGAAGGGACGAUGAAUGUCUUCUCAACGUGGCGUACUUCAUCACGAAUACGGGAGAGAUUGCGGGCAAAUAUGUCAAGAAAAAUCUUUGGGGGUCGAUUGAGCGGUUGCAUCUCACUUCCAGCUCUUCCGAUCCUCACCCGGUGUUUGAUACACCGCUUGGAAGAGUGGGAAUGUUGAUCUGUUGGGAUCUUGCGUUCCCGGAGGCCUUUAGAGAGAUGAUCUCUCAAGGCGCCAAAUUGAUCAUCAUACCUACGUUCUGGACGCUGUCGGAUUGUUCGAAAGCCGGGCUGGCCAUCAAUCCCACGUCCGAGGCUCUCUUCCUCGACUCGAUGCUGACGGCUCGAUGUUUCGAAAACACAUGUGCAAUCGUAUUCGCCAAUGCAGGCGGACCACCGGGCAAAGGCUAUGCCGGGCUUUCUCAAGUCUGCGUUCCGUAUGCUGGAGCAUUGACGAGGUUGGGAAGCUCAGCAGAAGGAAUGGCGGUUGUUGAUGUCGAUAUGCAGAUCGUUGAAGAUGCCGAGGAGAAUUAUCAGGUGCGAGCGGAUCUUGCGAGAAGUGAUUGGCAUUAUGAGUACAGACAUAGCAAAGCAGAUGCGAAGCUGUAG
Messenger RNA from Zymoseptoria tritici IPO323, 1013 nucleotides. RefSeq lists its product as uncharacterized. NCBI's taxonomy places the organism in Eukaryota, Fungi, Ascomycota, Dothideomycetes, Mycosphaerellales, Mycosphaerellaceae. The record is from RefSeq and is a predicted model, not a curated record. Gene Ontology annotation, molecular function: hydrolase activity, acting on carbon-nitrogen (but not peptide) bonds, in linear amides. The transcript has 3 exons. The coding region runs from base 126 to 1013 and encodes 295 amino acids.